AUGGCGAUGAGCAUCCAAGUUAGAGCCUCCACCGGUUCAGCUUUGCCAUGGAAAUACGACGUGUUUUUGAGCUUCAGAGGCGCAGACACCCGCAAGGGCUUCACAGAUUACUUAUACAAAGAGUUGCAGCGGCAAGGAAUCAUGACGUUCAGGGACGAUCCACAACUUGAAAGAGGCACGGUCAUCUCUCCGGAGCUACUCACUGCAAUCGAGCAAUCCAGGUUUGCGGUCGUUGUUCUUUCGCCAAAGUACGCAACUUCUACGUGGUGCUUGCUUGAACUGUCUAAGAUUCUUGAAUGCAUGGAAGAGAGAGGGGCAAUUCUGCCAAUAUUUUAUGAGGUGGAACCCUCUCACGUUAGACACCAAAGGGGCAGCUUUGCUGAAGCGUUUGAAGAACACGAAGAGAAGUUUGGAGAAGGAAAUAAGGAGGUGGAAGGGUGGAGAGAUGCUUUAACCAAAGUGGCCAAUCUUGCUGGGUGGAGUUCAAAGGAAUAUAGGUAUGAAACAGUGCUUAUCAGAGAGAUUGUGCAAGUACUGUGGAGCAAAGUGCAUCCUAGUCUCACUGUAUUUGGUUCCUCAGAGAAGUUAUUUGGAAUGGAUACUAAGCUGGAGGAAAUAGAUGUUCUUUUAGAUAAAGAAGCAAAUGAUGUUCGCUUUAUAGGGAUAUGGGGGAUGGGUGGUCUUGGUAAGACAACCCUUGCUAGACUAGUUUAUGAGAAAAUCGCUCAUCAAUUUGAAGUUUAUAUCUUUCUUGCUGAUGUCAGAGAGGUUUCCGCAACCCAUGGUCUAGUUUAUCUACAGAAACAGAUUCUUUCCCAAAUCUUGAAGGAAGAAAAUGUUCAAGUAUGGGACGUUUAUAGUGGAAUCACUAUGAUAAAGAGAUGUUUUUGUAAUAAAGCGGUUCUUCUAGUUCUUGAUGAUGUGGAUCAACUAGAGCAACUGGAAAAAUUGGUGGGAGAAAGAGACUGGUUUGGUUCAAGAAGUAGAAUCAUCAUUACAACUAGAGAUCGGCAUGUCCUAGUCACACAUGGUGUAGAAAAACCAUACGAGUUGAAGACACUAAACGAAAAUGAAGCUCUUGAGCUCUUUAGUUGGAAAGCCUUUAGGAAAUAUGAGCCUGAUAUAGAUUAUGCAGAACAGUCUAAGAGUUUUGUUAGGUAUGCUGGAGGUCUUCCCUUAGCUCUUAAAAUUUUGGGGUCUUUCUUAUACCAAAGGAGUCCAGAUGCAUGGAAUUCUGCAUUGCAAAAACUACAACAAACUCCCGACCGAAGAGUUUUUGAAAUACUGAAAAUAAGUUUUGAUGGACUUGAUGAGAUGGACAAGAAAAUUUUUCUGGACAUUGCUUGUUUUCACAGGCUGUAUGACAACGAGUCUAUGAUUGAACUUGCAUACAGCUCUGAAUUUUGCACUCGUAUUACAAUAGAUGUUCUUGUUGAGAAAUCUCUCUUAACUAUUUCAUUAAACAAUAGAAUAGGUAUACAUGAUUCGAUACGAGAAAUGGGAUGUGAAAUUGUUCGCCAAGAGUCUUAUGAAGAGCCUGGCAGACGCAGUCGGUUGUGGCUUCGGAAUGACAUUUUUCAUGUAUUCACAAAGAAUACGGGAACAGAAGCCAUUGAAGGCAUAUUGUUACACUUGGCUGAAUUAGAAGAGGCAGAUUGGAAUCUUGAGGCCUUCUCUAAAAUGCAUAAACUGAAGCUGCUCUACAUUCAUAAUUUAAAGCUUUCUCUUGGCCCCAAAUAUCUUCCUAAUGACUUGAUAUUUCUGAAUUGGAGUUGGUAUCCUUCAAAAUCUCUCCCACCAGCUUUUCAACCGGAUGACCUUACUGAACUUAGUUUGGUGCAUAGCAAUAUUGAUCACCUCUGGAAUGGAAUAAAAUACUUGAGCAAGUUGAAAUCUAUCGAUCUUAGUUACUCCGUAAACUUGACAAGGACCCCAGAUUUCACAGGUACUCCAAAUCUUGAGAAGUUGGUUCUUGUAGGUUGUACGAGUUUAUUUAAGAUCCAUCCAUCCAUUGCACUGCUCAAGAGACUCAAAAUUUGGAAUUUUAGAGACUGCAAAAGUAUCAAGAGUCUACCGAGUGAAGUGCAUAUGGAGUUUCUUGAAAUAUUUGAUGUAUCUGGCUGCUCAAAGCUGAAAAGGAUUCCAGAAUUUGUGGGGCAAACGAAAAGAUUAUCAAAGCUAUCUUUAGGUGGGAUUGCUGUUGAGAAACUGCCUUCAUCAAUUGAGUUAUUGGGUGAGAGUCUGGUGAAGCUUGAUUUGAAUGGAAUUGUUAUAAGAGAGCAGCCGUACUCCCUUUUUCUUAAGCUGCAGAAUCUCAUGGUAUCAUCUUUUGGCUUCUUUCCAAGAAAGAGUCCUCACCCUUUAAUUCCUCUGUUAGCUUCCUUGAAGCAUUUCUCUUCUUUGAGGAAAUUAAAUCUGAACGACUGUAAUCUCUGUGAAGGAGAUAUUCCCAACGAACUUGGUUCUCUGUCCUCCUUAGAGAGCUUGGAACUCAGAGGAAACAAUUUUGUAACUCUUCCGAGCAUUCAUUUGCUUUCUAAGCUUAGAAGGAUUAAUGUAAGGAAUUGCAAAAGGCUUCAACAAUUGCCAGAACUUCCGGUAAAUGACCACUUAGAUGUGCUGCGAGCCGACAAUUGUACUUCGUUACAAGUGUUUCCAGAACCACCAGAUUUGUGCUUGAGUUCGGUCGCUUAUCAAUCCACUUUUACUCUCACUGGCAUCAAUUGCUUGAGUACGGUCGCUAAUCAAGAUUCUGGUUAUUUUUUGUAUUCAGCGCUAAAGCGGUUGCUUGAGGAUGCCUCUCGUUUUAGCAAUCAUUUCUAUUUCGUAAUUCCUGGAAGUGAAAUUCCUGAGUGGUUCAAAAAUAAUCAUAGUGUGGGAGGCUCGGUAAUUGAGAAGUUACAUUUGGAUGCAAGUAAUAGCAAGUUUAUUGGGUUUGCUGUAUGUGCUCUAUUUCUGCCUCGAGACAAUCCGUCUGAUGCGUUUAGCUUUACUUGGUACAAUUAUAGUACCGGUGCUUGUUUAGGAGGGUUUAGUUUCUAUAUAUAUCCAGGUUUUUCAGAUCACCUUAUGUUUGCUGUUUUGCCCAAAUGCCGUUUUGAGGACACAAAGGAGGUGAAGUUUGUCUUUGAAAUCUAUUCAUUGGGAUGCACAAAGGAGGUGAAGCAAUGUGGGGCCCGUGCACUGUACGAGCACGACAUGGAACAGUUGAUCAGUAGAAUGAACCAAUCCAAGUGCAACAUUUCUCUUUACGAGGCUACGGAUGAACAAGAAGGUGCCAUGGUUAAGGCAACAACAAGCAGAAGCGGUGGCUCCGACGACGAAUAUUACUCUGCAGAAGAAUGA
Molecule: messenger RNA, 3345 nt
Organism: Fragaria vesca subsp. vesca
Lineage: Eukaryota; Viridiplantae; Streptophyta; Magnoliopsida; Rosales; Rosaceae
Product: TMV resistance protein N-like
Exons: 5
Coding region: 1-3345 (1114 amino acids)
Biological process (GO): defense response; signal transduction
Molecular function (GO): ADP binding; protein binding
Source: RefSeq, a predicted model, not a curated record